Molecule: messenger RNA, 822 nt
Organism: Dinoponera quadriceps
Lineage: Eukaryota; Metazoa; Arthropoda; Insecta; Hymenoptera; Formicidae
Product: AN1-type zinc finger protein 1-like
Exons: 2
Coding region: 9-809 (266 amino acids)
Cellular component (GO): cytoplasm
Molecular function (GO): zinc ion binding
Source: RefSeq, a predicted model, not a curated record
ACAUUAAGAUGGAAUUUCCGAAGACUGGCAAACAUUGUUCAAUAAAAGGCUGCCAAUUAUUGGAUUUUUUGCCAUUUGUAUGUAAACACUGUCAAGCUACUUUCUGUAAAGAACAUUUUCACAUGAUAUCACAUGAGUGUCUAAAAGCAGAGAAUCCAGAGCCAAGUUUGGUAAAGCUAUUAAAUUUCCUUUGCUCUAAAGAGUCUUGCAAGGAAAUAUCACCAAUUCAGAUGCCUUGUGUCAAAUGCAAGCAACAUUUUUGCUUGGCACAUAGAUAUCAUGGAUGCUUAGAAUUGAGCGAAGUGGAAAAAACUCAAAAAUUGAAAAAAUGGCAAAUUCCAAAGAAACAGUUUGCAGAAGCAAAAGCCUUAGUAGAUCAACAAAUUACAGAUAGUUUAAAAAAGUCCAAAAAUACUGCAAUGGCAAAUAAAGUGCAACUUAUGCGAGUGAAAGGAUCAGCAAUUGGUCCGAAAAAUGUACCAAUGAACGAGAGGUGUUACUUCUUUGUAUAUUUACCACUCAUAGUUAAAAAUAAACACAUAGGUACUUCAAAAGGAGUCUUUGUCAACAUGCAGUGGACAAUUGGCAAAUGUAUAGAUUCAAUGGCUGAUACACUUAAAGUUCCCAAUAAUAAUGCAGCAACUACAAAUAAGUUACAACUCUAUCAUCAUUCUAAUGGAGCUCUAAUAUGUAAUGAGAUGGAUACACCUUUAGUAAAAUUAUUUAAGGAUUCUAUUAUCGUCGAUGGACAACAAGUUGUUUUGGAAUAUUCUGACAAUGUACCUUUAGAAAUAUCGUUAUAUAAAUAGAUUUUACUUAUAA